UCGUCAGUUACCAUCCUGUUGUCGGAGAGAGAUCAUACAACGCUUACGCUCCACCCUCUCGAUGCCAUCCCUGUGCGGUCCCCUAUUGGCAGUGCAUUUAAUUAUGUAAGAUUUGUGGUUUGUGGAAUUGGACCAAGCUGUGAUAAAAGAAUACAUUGACAGUCGCCAGUGACGGGAUUUUGGUAUCUGUUGGUGGGAAAAUAGGGGGAAAAAAUAGCAAACUGGAUCGAGGAAGAGAGAGCAUAUCCCACUGAGGAUAGUCGAUAAAGUGAGGGUAGAUGGAGGGUUGUAAAGUGAACGUCCUAUUCUUGUGACUAAGAAAACAGUGCUCAGUGCAAGCAGGCAAGCAUGGGGAGUUACGGGAUGCUUAUCAACACGCCAGCCUCGUACGGGGACAACGAGGAUCCUUACCCGAGCCUCAGCGACUACCACGACUACGAGCCCAACCUGGAGUUCGACGACACGGAGCUGCAGAGCGCCUCCUCCGUCACCGAUCUCCCGGAGCUCCUUCCGGCGGCCACAGACUACCUGGAGUCGCCCGUGUCGGAUGGGACGAUCGAGGAGAACUUCGAGGCGGAGCUGGGCAGCGCCCUCGGGGAGGAGGACGAGCAGGCCCUCCACCACACCUUCACGGACGACAACGACUUCACGGACAUCGCCAGACACGGAAUCGUCGACAUCAUCGGCGACGACACGUACGGCCGGAAGGUGAUCGUCGUGUCCGCCUGCAAGCUGCCAAGCAACAAAUAUUUCAACCAUGAGAAAUUCCUCAAGUACCUGAUGUUUACCCUAGACCAGUAUGUGGAGCAGGACUACUCCCUGGUCUACUUCCACUACGGCCUCAACAGCAAGAACAAACCCCCCGUGUCGUGGAUGUGGUCAGCGUACAAGGCCCUGGACCGAAAGUACAAGAAGAAUCUGAAGGCCCUCUAUCUCGUCCAUCCCACCAACUUCAUCCGCGUUGUUUACAAUAUCUUCAAGCCUGCCAUUAGUGCCAAAUUUGGACGAAAGGUGAUGUAUGUGAACUAUCUACAUGAACUUCAGCAGCAUCUUCACCUUAGCCAGCUACCUAUUCCACAGUGUGUCCAACAACAUGACCAACAACUUGUUGCCAAGUUGAAAAGUCUGCCCAAAACCACAGGGUCAGGGACAAACAAGCCAUUGCCUACACAGCAGUUUGGGGUGUCUCUGCAGUACAUCAAAGAUGCCAACAAUCAGGACCCCAUUCCACCUGUGCUAAAGAACUGCAUAACAUUCCUUGACCAUCCUGAUGCACUGGAGACGGAAGGACUCUUCCGUCGUUCAGGUGCAGCAGCUGUGGUGAAAAGUGUCCAGGAACGCUUCAACAAGGGUGAAGAGGUGAACUUUGUACUGGAGACUGAUGUACACAUUGCAGCUGUUAUCAUAAAGACUUUCCUGAGGGAACUUGAAGAACCACUCAUGACCUUUGAGCUCUACGAUGAAAUUAUCCAGUUCCAAGGUUUGAGUAAGAGUGAGCGUCUCAUCAGCAUCAAACAGAUUCUUCUGGAAAAGUUACCGGAGGACAACUACCUCGUUCUCAAGUUCCUUGUUAACUUUUUGUCAAAGGUGAUGGAUCGCAGUGACUUGAACAAGAUGACAGCAAGCAACUUGGCUGUUGUCUUUGGGCCGAAUCUGGUAUGGCCGCGGGGAGGCCAGAUGUCCCUGAAUGCCAUUGCUCCCAUUAACCUCUUCGUGGAGAACAUGCUCUCCUAUCACCACCAGAUAUUUGUGCUCUGAAAGGACACUGCCAAUACGUCAAGCCCUUGAAACUCACAUAUGACAUUGAUUCUGAUCAACUAAUGUGUCUGGUCAAGACAUCUUUUCGAGCCAUAUCCUUUCAUCUACCAAUAUCAAUCAUGAUCAGGUUCACUCCUUCAUACCACUGAAGCAUCAACUCUAGAAUUAGUCGUUUUCAUUGUAGCUCCACAGAAGGAUCGUACUGACUGAGCAGUGAAAUAAGUUGUUAUGAGCUGAACACAGUUGAUUUGGAAAACUGUUCACAUUAUUGCAUAUUUUGCAAAAUUGUGAUUUAUAUGAUAGAUGAUAUUAUCAUACAUGUCUGUUACUGUUUCAUCAAGUAAGGUUAUGUGAUAAUUGUAGAAUAUUUGCUCCUAAACAGGGUGUAAGAUAGUGAUUGCAGAAGUAAAAGUAAUUGGGACAAGUCAUAACAAUGCUUCUUUUGAAGAGUGGCAAGUAUAUGAGAAGGUUUUGUAUGUUCAUGGCAAAGAAAUUUGUGUUCAGAUUUCCACAUGCGUGUCCAUUGGACCUCAUUACUCUUGAAUAUUGUUGUUUGAUUUAAAACUGCUGGAUGCUUAGUGUCUUGAGUGUUGUCACAGGUGUUUGUAUUAUUGUUGAAUAUGGUAUAACCAGGUGAGGCUUUGUGGUUACUUGGGACAUGAUUUGAUUUUUCUGAAUUACAUUUUGUUUAGCUCAGGCAUAAAUUUUUACCAAUGUACAAUUAAUUUAACAAAGAUAAGCAGUAGGAUAGUUUGUAGCCUAGAAAUAAGCAGCAAAAAAUGUAUUUACAGGUGAAUUAUGCUUAUUUUUUUAUGAACUAACAACUACCAAAAGUAGUAUAAAUCUUUGUUGAAUAUUUCAUGAUUAAUUUGGAUAUUUUUCUUCAAAAGAAAGUUUUCUAUUUGUUAUUUUAUUUUAACAAAAAAAUAUAUAAUAGCCAUUUCAGAUUCAUUAGGUUACCAUUAUUUCUAUGUAUUUUGUGUCAUUUUCUUUUCUUUACAUUGGAAUACUAAAUUAUAACUGUUCUAGUUGUUUAUUGCAUCUUAUAGUAUCAUGACAGAAUUAAAUAUUAAUGGUAUAGUUUUAAAAAUGAACAUAAUUUUUUGGUAGCCCUUAGUCUUAAUAGAAUCAUUCCAGAAGUUAACAUUAAUUUUAAACAUUUGAUAUUAUUUGAUAUUAUAGAUCUUUAUCCAAGAAAGUGAUCCUAGCUAAGGAUUAUAUCAGAAAGUUGAGAUAUAUAUGGAGGAAUGAAAAAUAACCAGUGACUUUUUUUUCCAACUUUGAUAACUACUUAAUUUGAAAGAUGUAAUGUCUAUUUUUCUUCUUUAUGUGAUUCUUUGAAUGCUUAACAGAAAAUUAAAAGAAAAAGAAAAUCACAGAAUCAUGAGAUGUUUGGACAGGAGCAAUUUGUUAACACCAUACAUCAAUUAACUUUUGUUUUCUAGUACAGUUGAAACUUGAGCAUCAGUUGCUUACAUCAUUUGUUUUUCUUUGUUGUAACAUAAGGUCAAGAGUUUAGCAUUGUAGAUCAAACUUUUAUAAAGAGCCUUGAAUAUAUAGGUGAUUGACAUUAGAUAUUUCAGAAGUUUUGCUGAAACAUUGAGUAAAAGAACUAUAGCAGUGCUAAGGAGUUUCUUAUUCUGAAGAGGUAAUGGUGAAGCUAGUGGUAGCAUUGGCGGGGAAGCAGGAGGGUUAUCAAAUCUAUAGUGAUUGUAUAGCACACUGUUGGCCCCAUAAUCAAGCUUUUGCACUGGUUAACCAUGAGAAAUUUAGACUGGUAGGAGUAUUCUGUGGUGGAUGUAAAUUUCAACUAAAAUAUGUGGUUCCUUGAAAAAGCAGAAAACAAAGAAAGUAAUCUUGCUGAUUCACAAGAGCACAUGUCUGAGGAAUCCUAACCAUGGGAGUGAAGCCAAUGUCUGGAGAUCCUGCAAGUAAGUGGACAUGUGGUUUUUGCGAUAUCGGCUCUUUGACUUAGAUAUAUUGGACCGUAUUGACGUCAGAAGUUCAAAUGAAUGCUUUGGGAAUGAAAUAUGAAAGGAAAAGAUUUGAUGUGAGAGUUGUAUAAAUGCUUGGAAUUGACAGAUAUUUCAUCCUUCAGACAACACUAGAUUUGAUAUGGCUUUGUACUUUUAAAAAACUUGAAUGCACUUCAAAUCUUUUGGAAACAUUCUGACUUGAUUCCUAUGUAGGAAUCACUGCAAAAAGAAAGAAAGAAUGUAUGAUGCAUAUUUUUCUAUACAUUAAUUAAAGCUAAUGGAUAUGGAAUUGCCUCAAUAUCUAUGGAUUUUUGGAUAAAGAAGAAAUGCCCGAGGAAUUGCAAUUACAAGAAUGCCCCCUCAAAAAAAAUUAAAACUUUGUAAAACGUAAUUAUAACUAAAUGCAGAGCAAAAACAUUAUCAUGGUUUGAGGUUUGCAUCUUCAUUGCUAUUAAUUUUCAGAUUCUUUGAAACUGUAUUUCAUUAUUUGGUAAAUAAUGUUUCAUCAGUCUGUAUGAAAAGACAUAGACACCAAUGCACAAAACGAAAAACAUGAAUACUGGAGUUCUUAUACCCACUAUAUAUGUUUACAUAACAGUAGCAAUUCUGUUUCAAGUAUCAUAAUGUUGUCAAGGAGUUAAAGUUUGUUUGUUAAGUGUUGUGAAGAUGGUUAGUGGUUCUGGUAAGUUAUAUAGAAUAUUUUUUUUUCUAAUGAUAUUUUUAAUUGUCUUAUUUUUUAUUUCCUUUCUUGCUCUUUUCAUAGAAAGAAGUAACAUCUGUUUAUGGGAUUUGGUUACAUGAACAAGACUUUAGUAGCUGGAGAGAUGAUUUCUGCAAUAUACACCUCAGUUUUGUUUCAUUAUAUUAAAGCUAUAUUUUUAUAAUUUCAAAUUGUUAUAUGGAUUAAAGGCAUAGUAGAUAUGCUUAGUUAUACAUUCAUUUAAUUUAAGAUCUUAUCCCUGUGUCUUAACAAUUCCUUUAUAGUUAUAGAGAUCAAUGCAGAACGGUGUAGAAAAUAAAGUAAAAUAAAGUUAACACCUACCACUAUCUUUAGAAUGGCAUUUUACUUUGUCAGGGAUAUUAUUGCUAAUACAAGUGCAUUUAUGUCCACAUUAAGAGUGACUUUUUAUUUGAAUGGAUUUGUUAUUUGAACCUGUAUAUCUCUCUUUUUUUCUAAUUAAUUGAAGAUGGAGCCAAAGAAGGAAUUUGUUGUUUUUUGUUUGUUUUACUAAGGGUCCAUGAAAGAAUGCAUUCCUUUAUGAACUGACACUUUUCUGUUUGAUCUAGCAUGUUGUCUUUUUUGUACAUUCUCUUCUGCUUUUAUUUUAAAAGUUAAUGUAUUGUAUAAGCUUGCAGUUGAAGCACAAAUUUGGCUUAUUUUUGUUUGACUUUUUUAGAGAAGAAAAGGUUUAUAUUUACUGACGUUAAUCCAAAAUGUUAAGUGACUUAUAGUAUAGAUGAUCUUGAGAACUUAAGCAGAUUAUUCUUUUGAACAGGUGGUAUGACUGAUUAGUUGCUUUUUGUUAUUAAGAGUUGAGUAAAACAGACAUUAGAAAUGUAUAAUUUCCAUGAUGUUUUCCCUUUUUUUGCACAAGCAGCUAUACAGUAUAGCUUUGUUGAUUGAUUUGUGUAUGCAUUUAAGACCAUUGAUUUGAUAUCAGAAAUUAUGUCUGGUAUUAGAUGUACCAUAGGUUAUUAAGCAACAAAGGAUUUUACCGAGAAUUUCACAUAACACAAGUAUUCAACUUUUGUAUAAGUUUUAAGAAAGAAAUUAACACAAUAAAGUUCAAACAUUUGCAUUUUGUACAAACACGCACUUGAGAUACUGUUUGACACAUUAUGGCAUCUCCGCUCAUUGAAGCCGUCUCUGAAAUCUUACUUUGAAAAAACCGACAAUCAGCAUUUCCAAAUGUGAUCAAUUUUGUCCCAGUUUUUUUUAGUAUAAAAUCUGAUGUGUAGUUCUUUUCUUGCUAACUGGAUGGAAGGAUCGCAGAGUUAGCAAGGUAGGGGAAAAGAGCCGUUUAUUUUUUUGGCAUUUAAUCGCAGUUUGGGUUAU
This is a messenger RNA of Penaeus monodon (black tiger shrimp), 5790 nucleotides long. RefSeq names its product rho GTPase-activating protein 8-like (gene RhoGAP68F). Gene Ontology annotation, molecular function: GTPase activator activity. Lineage: Eukaryota; Metazoa; Arthropoda; Malacostraca; Decapoda; Penaeidae. The record is from RefSeq and is a predicted model, not a curated record. Gene Ontology annotation, biological process: negative regulation of endocytic recycling; small GTPase-mediated signal transduction. Gene Ontology annotation, cellular component: cytoplasm.